AGCGGACGAAAGAGAGUCCACUUCCGGGCGUUGCGGGUGCUUGUGUCUUUUGAGUUAUUACAGAGCUGCACUAAGCUUAUUUCAACGGCUAAUUUUAUGUAUUGUUACCCAUGGUUUAGUUUUUUUUUUGUAGACCCAUUGGAAGAAAAACAAUAGUUUAGGGAACAGUGCUACUUUGUUUGCGAGCAACGUUUUUACAAAAACCGUUACAAGCUCUUGAGUUGCAGCAGCCUAACCUUGGGGGACAACGAGUGGCCUGAGAUAUGUCCACUAUGGAGCCACCGCCAGUCGCCCUCAAGUGGGAUCCCAAGAACCUCGAGAUCAAAACACUGUCCGUGGAGAAAACUCUGGAACCCCUGGUCAUACAGGUGACAACACUGGUAAACACAAAGGGACCAUCUAAAAAGAAGAAAGGCCGUUCAAAGCGGGCUCAUGUCUUGGUUGCUGCUGUAGAGCGGGCCACAGAGAACUUCAUCAAAAAGGGAGAAGAGAUUGCAACAGAGAACCCCGACAUACAUCAGGAAAUGAUGGCAGCUGUAGAUGAAGUGCGGAAGACAGGAGAGGCCAUGAGCAAAGCCUCGCGCGAGUUUGCGGAGGACCCUUGCUCGUCAGUCAAGAGGGGUAACAUGGUGCGCUCAGCACGGAACCUCCUGUCUGCUGUCACUCGACUACUGAUUCUUGCCGACAUGGUGGAUGUACACCGGCUGCUAAAAUCUUUGCGUGUGGUUGAGGAUGACUUGGACAAAGUCAAGAAUGCGUCCAGCCAGUCCGAGUUGAUGGAGUUCUUCCGAAACUUCGGUGUCAACACUGUUGACCUGAUACAGCAGGCUGCACGUAGGCAGGCGGAGCUGAAGGACUCAAGGUUGCGAGAUGACCUUGCUGCUGCCAGGGCAGUGCUGAAGAAAAAUAGCAUGAUGCUCCUCACAGCCUCGAAGGUCUACAUUCGUCAUCCUGAGCUUUCAGCUGCCAAGGAGAACCGAGAUUUUGUGUUUCGGCAAGUGUGUGAAGCAGUCAACACAAUUGGCGAUGUUGCACAGGGUCGUGCUGGUGCCUUAGUGCCAUCCUAUGAGGGCCCCGGCGAGUUAGCAGCUGCACUGGAUGAUUUUGAUGAGCGUGUUGUGCUGGAUCCACUCACCUACAACGAACUGCGCACCAGGCCAGCUUUAGAAGAGAGGCUGGAGAGUAUUAUCAGUGGAGCUGCCCUCAUGGCCGAUUCAUCAUGCACUCGCGAUGAACGGCGAGAGCGCAUCGUGGCGGAAUGCAAUGCUGUUCGGCAGGCGCUGCAAGACCUACUGGCCGAAUACAUGGCAAGUGCAGGCCGCAAGGAAGACUCCCUGGACAAGGCUGUGGAGCAGAUGGGGCGCAAGACACGGGACUUGCGGCGGCAGCUGCGCAAGGCAGUCGUGGACCACGUGUCAGACUCGUUUCUUGAGACACAGGUGCCUCUACUAGUGCUGGUAGAGGCAGCACGUGCUGGGGACGAGCGACAGGUCGAGGAGUAUGCGCGUGUGUUUGCCGAGCAUGCCCACAAGCUGGUUGAAGUGGCCAGCCUGGCCUGCUCCAUGUCAAGCCACGAGGAUGGUGUGAAGAUGGUGCGAUGUGCGGCGGCCCACAUUGAGGGCCUCUGUCCACAAGUAGUGAAUGCAGCUCGUAUCCUUGCUGCAAGACCGCGAUCUAAAGUUGCGCAGGAGAACAUGGAUGCUUUCAGAGAUGCCUGGGAGACGCAGGUGCGUCUGCUUACAGAAGCUGUUGAUGACAUGAUUCUUCUUUUUUCCAUAGAAAAUCACAUUCUUGAAGAUGUCAACAAGUGCGUGCUGGCUCUGCAAGAGAACGAUGCAGAUGCUUUGGACCGUACCGCUGGUGCCAUUCGAGGGCGGUCAGCCCGUGUGUGCAAUGUGGUAACUUCUGAAAUGGACAACUAUGAGCCAGGUAUCUACACAGAAAGAGUACUUGAGGCUGUGGCAGUGCUGAGAGAUCAAGUUAUGCCCAACUUUGCCCAGAAGGUUGAGAUGGCAGUAGAAGCACUGAGUGCCAGUCCUCAGAAAGAGAUAGAUGAAAAUGAAUUUAUUGAUGCUUCACGUCUAGUUUACGAUGGCGUUCGUGAGAUUCGACGUGCAGUGCUCAUGAAUAGGAGUGCCGAGGAGUUGGACUCCGAAACUGAGAUUGAGUACGAGGAUAACACCUACGAAACACGCAGCAAAUCCAGUGCCCACACUGCAGACUAUGAUGAGUAUCCAGACAUCAGUGGCAUCAACAACACACGAGAUGCUUACCGCCUCGUGUCUGAAGAAGAGAAGCAGAAGAUUGCUGCUCAGGUGGAGACAUUCCGCACAGAGAAGAACAAGUUUGACCGCGAAGUGGCCAAAUGGGAUGACACCGGCAAUGAUAUCAUUGUGCUGGCUAAGCAGAUGUGCAUGAUUAUGAUGGAAAUGACUGAUUUCACAAGGGGCAAAGGGCCCCUGAAAACAACUAUGGACGUCAUCAACGCUGCAAAAAAGAUAUCAGAGUAUGGCACGAAACUGGACAAAUUGGCACGAACCAUUGCUGACCAGUGCCCAGAGUCGAGCACCAAGAAGGAUCUAAUUGCUUAUCUUCAGCGCAUAGCACUUUAUUGUCACCAGCUCAACAUCACCAGUAAAGUGAAAGCUGAUGUGCAGAACAUAUCUGGAAACCUCAUUGUCUCUGGGCUUGAUAGUGCCACAUCUCUGAUUCAAGCUGCUAAAAACUUAAUGAAUGCAGUGGUGCUAACAGUGAAAGCUUCAUAUGUAGCAUCUACUAAGUAUCCAAGAAGUGGCGUUGUGAGUUCACCAAUUGUUGUGUGGAAGAUGAAGGCACCUGAAAAGAAGCCUCUGGUUCGCCGGGAGAAGCCUGAAGAAGUCAGAGCUAAAGUACGCAAGGGCUCACAGAAAAAGAACAUCGCGCCCAUCAAAGCGCUCAGUGAGUUUCAGAGUCUGGCCGAAUCAGUCUGAGUGGCAUGCCCUCCUGCACGGCCUGUCCUCGUAGCCCCAUUCGGUGCUAGGUUGUGAACAGUCACACACAGGUGGUCACCUCCCCAAUAAAGAAAAUCACCUCCCUCCA
Messenger RNA from Rhipicephalus microplus (southern cattle tick), 3078 nucleotides. It is a transcript of the gene alpha-Cat, whose product is annotated as catenin alpha. Gene Ontology annotation, molecular function: beta-catenin binding; cadherin binding; actin filament binding. NCBI's taxonomy places the organism in Eukaryota, Metazoa, Arthropoda, Arachnida, Ixodida, Ixodidae. Gene Ontology annotation, biological process: cell-cell adhesion; cell migration. Gene Ontology annotation, cellular component: adherens junction; catenin complex. The record is from RefSeq and is a predicted model, not a curated record.